CAGCCGAACCUUUGGACGUCCUCCCGGCCGCCCCCAUUUCCCCUCCUCCUCUCCCCCUCCGACGGCAGAACCCUAAUACGAUGGGUCGGCGCAUGUAUGGAUCCUGACGAUGAGAAGAUCGACGGCUGUCAUCAGGCCGCGCCUCGCCGCUGCAGCCUAUAGCCCUACCCGAUGUUCGUCCUCCUCCUCUAAUUCGGCCUCCAUCUCUCCUCGAGAAACCCCGACGGUUGAUUCUUCGGAUCCUUUGUCGGAGCUCUCGUCCGUCCUCACCCGUUCCAAUUGGUUAGAUGACCCCCGCCUUUCCCGCCUUGCGCCGUCCCUUACCCCUCACCAUGUCGCCGCCCUCCUCCGGUCCCGCCCCCUCGAACCCCGCGUCGCCCUGGGCUUCUUCGACUGGAUCAGCCUUCGCCCCGGCUUUCGCCACACCGUCGAUACCUACUCCUCCCUCCUCCAAACCCUCGCCCGAGCCAAUCUGCCCCCCCGCCGUGCCGAGAAGAUCGUCAUUUCCAUGAUCAAAUCCUGCUCCUCCGCCGUGGAAAUCCACUCGGCCCUCCAAUCAUUCAAAUCCCUGAAUCAAAUAGGUUUCUUCCCGAGUCUCCGAUGCCACAAUUUUAUGAUGAUGAAGUUCGCUAGGUUCCAGAUGAUUGCCGAGAUGAAGGACCUGUACGAGCAAAUGCAAAAAGAUGGGAUCUUUCCCAAUCUUCAUACCUAUAACACAAUUAUUAAUGCCCACUGCAAAGAGGGAAACAUUAUCGAGGCUAAGCUCUACUUGAACUACUUACUGCAAGCCGGGCUGGACCCAGAUUCCCAUACGUACACCUCGUUCAUCUUGGGGUAUUGCCAGAGUGAUGAUUUUGUUCGGGCCUGCCGGGUGUUCCUGUUAAUGCCACUGAGAGGCUGCGCAAGGAAUGAGUUCUCAUAUACUGUUCUUGUUCAUGGGCUCUGUGAAGCAGGGAAGGUGAAAGAAGGUUUAUCGCUGUUUUCAUUGAUGGAUAAUGAUGAGUGCUCUGCGGAUUUGCACAUUUACACAGUGAUGAUUGGUGGACUCUGCAAGUUGGGAAGGGAUGUUGAUGCGAAAAUGAUGCUGAAUGAGAUUUCACAGAAGGGUCUGGUUCCGAAUGUUGUUACUUAUAACGUUCUGAUUGACGGGUACUGCAAAAUCGGGAAGAUUAACGAUGCGUUUGGUGUAUUGGAUUUGAUGGAGUCCAAUGGGUGUAAACCAAAUGUUAGGACUUACACAGAAUUAAUUUGUGGGCUUUGCCGCAAUAAGAAGGUGCACAAGGCCAUGGCUUUAUUAACUAAAAUGCUUGAGGAUGGGUUGCUGCCAAACCAAGUAACCUACACUUCGUUGAUUCAAGGACAAUGUAUGGAGGGUGAUACAAAUAGUGCCUUUAGGUUGCUCAGUUUGAUGGAGGAGAAAGGCAUGGUUCCCAACGAGUGGACAUACUCAGUUUUGAUUGGUGGCCUUUGCAAAGGUGGAAAAACUGAAGAAGCUAUAUCAUUCUUUAGAUCCCUAUCCCAAAAUGGCAUGAAGGUCAAUGAGGUAGUCUACACGACAUUAAUUGAUGGAUUAUGUAAGGCUGAAAAGAUUGACAUUGCUCAUUCAUUGCUGGAGGAGAUGAUCUCGGAGGAAUACAUACCAGACUCUUACACCUAUGGUGCUAUAAUAAAUGGUUUGUGCAAGGAUAAGAAGUUGCAGGAGGCUAGGUCCUUGUUCGAUUCUAUGUUAGAGAAAGGAAUCCAACCAACAGUUGUCACAUAUACCAUUCUCAUUGAUGAAUUGAUCACAGUUAGUGGGUCUGCAGAAGGAGCAAUGGCUUUGGAGCAAAUGAUUUCUUCAGGUUGCAAGCCUGAUGUAUUUACUUAUACCGUCCUUGUGAAGUCAUAUUGUAAGGAAGGAAGGUUAGAAGAAGCUGAAAGUUUGAUGGUUCAAAUGCAGAGAAAUGGGAUUGCCCCUAACACAGUCACUUAUACCACAUAUAUUGAUGGAUUGGUCAACAUGGGUUUGUUUGAUCAAGCUUUUUCUACUUUCAUGACUAUGGCUGAAGCUGCAUGCGAGCCCAUUGAUGAAACUUAUAGCAUAUUGCUCAAACUUCACUUAAAAAAGAAACAGGUUGAUGGUUACUUUAUAGAUGCUAAUCGCAUGUGGGAGAAAGUGAGUUUGGAUGUUGUCCUAGAACUCUUUGAAGAGUUGGCUAAACAGGGUUUUACCCCUACAGUGAAAUCUUACAGUUGCUUUGUGAAAAGUUUUUGCAAAUUGGAUCGGUUGGAAGAAGCCAAAUCUUUGCUCUUUCACAUGCAAGAAGCCUGCAAAGUCCCCAGUGAGGAUAUCUAUACAUCCCUGAUUAGUUGUUGCUGUAGACUAAAUAAGUAUUUAGAAGCUUUGGCAUUUAUUGAUUCCAUGAUUUCAUGUGGACUUAUGCCGUGUCUGGCAUCUUACCAAGUUCUGCUUUCUGGUCUUUGUGAUGAAGGAAGCCUUGAUGAAGCUAAAUCAGUCUUCACUAGCUUGCUUUCUAGAGGCUAUAAUUGUGAUGAAAUUGCAUGGAAAAUUCUCAUUGAUGCAUUGCUUCAGAAAGGCCAUGUCGAUAUGUGCUCAAACUUUUUGACUAUAAUGGAGGAAAACCAUUGUGCUCCUAGUCCUGAGACAUACGAUAAUUUGACUAAGGAACUUUCUUGUAUAGUUAAUGACGAUUGAUGUAUUAUUGAGGCCCCUAAUGAUCAAUUCUGACUGGUGGAUGGCUUUAAAGCAAAUCUUACUAUCUUCAACAAUUGGAUUAGCUCAGAUGCACGAUGCACAUUGCCAUUCACUCCAUAAUAGAAGUUGUGCCGUGAAUUCUGAAAUGUGCAUAUCUGCUCUCUGAACCCAUAAGCUCCAAGUUUGGGCUAUAAAGUUGACUUCCUACUCCUUUUUCUUCGGUUAUCCAUAAUACUGAAGAUAUGGAUCAUCAUCAUGCUGGGAUUAAAGAGAAAUCAGCCACAUCUGGGCUCAAGGAAAAAAGUGGAAGGAAAAAUCGGCUUACAUGAAGCAAGCAAACACGGAUUAGGAAGUAUGUCAGUAGUUGAGGUAGUAUUUUGGAAAUUGUCACCAUGUAGCUCGAAUGCAAUUGUCACCCCAAUCAGGCCCAGACACUGACUCUCCAGACCAUAUGGGACUGUUGAUAAUUUACUUGGCUAGAGAAAGAUCACCCAGUUUAAUCUGUGUAAUGUACAUGGACUUGAUGCUUGAUGCACACGUUGCGUUCUUCAAAAAGCAGGUGCCUGUAGUAGCAUAUGUUGUGAGAUAUAUGUAGCAGAAGAAUAUUGCAAGCAAGCUGUGACAUAAUAUUUGAGUGAGAAAGACAACCUGAGAUUUAAAAUUUGUGUGGCCAUGCAGGGUCUGCAUCAAGAAUAGCACUUCUUGCUCUUUGAUUCAUGUGCAAGUUGCUAGGUCGAGCUCCAGCUCCUGAGAUGUCUAUAGAGGAUGAUUACAAGGUGUUGGUAGAUGAUGGAAGUCUUGAUUAGUUGGAGUUUAGGAUGCCACAGAAGCCUACGGAGAUGAAGAUCAUGAAGUCACAGUAGGGAAAGGUUCUUUUGAUUGUAGCCGAGUCUCCAAUAGAUAUUGAUGAAAUGGACCAUCAAGUCAACAUUAUUGCUUUGGUUACAUUACAAAGUGCUUCUCAUCCCUGAGGACCAUGGUCUAUAUUGCUGCUGUACCAGGCAAUGUGAAAUCAUCAACUCAAUUGAGUUUUUCAUUCUUUUCUGUAAGAAAUAUUCAUUCUAAUUGAACAUCCUAAAUAAGAUAUAUGAGUCAUCAGGCUCCUGUUCCAUGCCACAUUGUUCCACUUCUAUUGUUUUGAUGAUUUUGUGAAGCCUUCAAGUUCUGCCUUUUAAGUUACAAAAAUGUAUUGCUUCUGUGUGCCUUGCACUCUUAUUUUAGUUUGCACCUUGGCAGAUAAUUACAACUGAAAGCUGGAGUGUGUUUCUGUUUAUCCUAUGAUGCUCCUGUGAGCUAACGAGGCAUUGGAACAAGGACUGAAGAAUUAAGUGUCCAUCACUAGAACUUGGCAUGAGGUGCUUACUGGACUAAUACUGAGAGAUAUGACACAUCAAACCUUUGCUAAACUUUGGACAUAAUGAUUUGAUCAUAAAGUCCAUCUUGAGAACAGAAUUCAAUCCAAGAUCCUCUGCGAUGGGAAUAAACAUUUUGGUCCUUUUUUAAGAGGAAUGCAGCAUGUUUCAAAGGUACAAGGAACACUGGUCAAACCGAUUGCUUCAGAACGCACUGCUUCAUUUAUUGUUUUAUAAGCCUUGUUGCUUAUCAAGAAUGUGCCAUCCAGACCGAUAGAAGUUGGAAGGUGAAUGUGGCUGUGCCUACAACAAUAAUUCCUGUGUCAUCUUCUCUUGGGUGUCAGACUAACCUGGUCCGGGAGCAGGACCCGAAAGUUAUAGUUGACACUUCUUUUCCUCAUUUAACAUCAGAACUAGACACUUCUUUUAAAAGAAAUGAUGUCUAUAUGUGAAGCAUGUUUCGGAACCUAUCUUAUAUGUAAAGCUUGACAUCCCCACCUUCCUGAAGAUGAUCUGGCCGCAUCAAGAAGGGCUUUGGGUCGACAUACUGGUUGCUUUGAGCAUAUGCUCGACCACAUCAGCUCAUCACCAUCAUCACUGGUUGACCCACCAGCUUUGGGGGCUUUGAUCAAGUCAAGAAAUAGUCAAAAGUUUGUAAUGGUGGAUCAGAUUUAUAAGAGCUUAAAUCUUCCUUGUGUAUCACAUUAUUUUGUGUGAAUAAUCACUUAUAAUAAAGAAAAAUGUUCCACGGAAGCAAUCCCAGAAA
Messenger RNA from Musa acuminata AAA Group (dessert banana), 4813 nucleotides. Its product is annotated as pentatricopeptide repeat-containing protein At5g65560. The transcript has 5 exons. Bases 110 to 2695 code for a protein of 861 amino acids. The record is from RefSeq and is a predicted model, not a curated record. Gene Ontology annotation, molecular function: protein binding. Lineage: Eukaryota; Viridiplantae; Streptophyta; Magnoliopsida; Zingiberales; Musaceae.